AUGUUUGCUGCACAAUCACCAUUUUCGAGUCAAUUUUCGCUGGACGAAUCUGAAUCAGAACAGCCACUUAUCGAGUUUGAUUGGGACUUGGAUUGUCAACAGCAAUCGUUUUCAAAUGAGGACGAAUUCUGUUUGCCCGGUGAUAUUCCUCAACCUGAAAGUAAUACAACAUGGUACACUCACUCAGGUGGUUUUGAACAUUCAUAUUUUGCACAACUUUUCCUGGAUGAUCAAGAGGAAGCCAUCUUCCCAAUGGACGUGGCAACAGCACAAUACUGUAGUGCCAGUCCAUCCAGCAGUAUUACAUCUGGUCAAAUCAACAUCCUUCAUCAACAGCAACAAGUGGAAGCGCAGAGCUUGACAAAUCAAAUGAGCUCACUUUCCACUGUUCUGGUGUCAAAUAAAUUAUCAGAAAAACUCAAUGGUUCCAGUUCCAACUUUUCAAUUUCUAUGAAUGAUUCCACUCUCUUGCCAACAACUCCCACGGGAAUGUUAUCACGAUUAGCUGACAUUGCUUAUUGGUUAGUGGUAGAUGGAACGACAAAACUGAAAAGACGCCCGCUGCAGCACGAGUUUCUUCGGCGAUUGUUAGAUAAUCCAGAAUAUCAUGAUUUGGCAACAUACGUCGAUCCUCAAAAAGGCAUAUUUAAACUGCACAAACCAAAUGCUGUGGCUCAUCUGUGGGAAUAUGUCAAAGGAAGAAAAAGCGAAAGGAGAAUGACUUAUGACACUUUCGCUAGAGGAAUCCGCUCCGGCUAUCCAAAGGAAGUAAUGAAGGCGAUUCCAGAUCAAUUUACAUAUGGCUUUGGACCCCAGUCGGGUUUCGGUGAUUUAUGGAGACCAUGUUCACAAUGA
Molecule: messenger RNA, 855 nt
Organism: Didymodactylos carnosus
Lineage: Eukaryota; Metazoa; Rotifera; Eurotatoria; Philodinida; Philodinidae
Source: the annotation of a GenBank genome assembly